GAAAAACACAAUGAAGAUAUAUCCUUCUUGGCUAUCAAACAUGACGUUGGGAUAUCAACUCCUUAUGUUGGUAUUCUCACUUCUCCUCCUAACCAUUUCAUCAGAAUCUAAUAACCAAAACCAUCACCCAAAUCCAAUGUAUGGUAGUUUCCGCCACACCAUUCCCCAUCCCUAUUGGCUAAUUAAGAGGGUGAACAGAGAUGAUAUGAAGAGGGAAGUUCCAUCAGGUCCGAACCCCGGACAGAAUAAUAAAAGAAUGGUGCGUGACGGCCCAAACCCGACACAAUCAGCUAUGAAGAGGGAAGUUCCAUCCGGUCCGAACCCCGGACAGAAUAAUAUGGUGCCUGACAGCCCAAACCCGACAGAAUCACUGGCCACAUCAGCGAUACCAUACUUGGUUGUGAAGAAGGAUGUAAAAGGGCAUCCAAAAGACGAGAAAAGAUCAGUACCUAACGGCCCAAACCCGAUGGAACCACCAGCCACAUCAAGCAUACCAUAUUGGGUUACGAAGGAGGAGGAUGUGAAGAGGCAAGUUCCAAACGGUCCAAACCCGACUGAGCCUCCUUUGUCAUCAUUGAUUUUAACAGAUGAGAAAAGAUCGGUGCCAAACGGCCCAAACCCGAUGGAGCCACCAGCCACAUCAACGAUACCAUAUUGGGUUGUGAAGGACAGAAAGUGGAAAGUUGUGAUACCUUCAGAACCAAGUCCAACUGAAUCCCCUAUUCCAGUAGUUCUAGUAUAAGUUAUAUAUCUA
Cuscuta epithymum is the source of this 754-nucleotide messenger RNA. The record is from the annotation of a GenBank genome assembly. NCBI's taxonomy places the organism in Eukaryota, Viridiplantae, Streptophyta, Magnoliopsida, Solanales, Convolvulaceae.